Messenger RNA from Rattus rattus (black rat), 2878 nucleotides. RefSeq names its product lactate dehydrogenase D (gene Ldhd). Gene Ontology annotation, molecular function: D-lactate dehydrogenase (NAD+) activity; FAD binding; D-lactate dehydrogenase (cytochrome) activity. Lineage: Eukaryota; Metazoa; Chordata; Mammalia; Rodentia; Muridae. Gene Ontology annotation, biological process: lactate catabolic process. The record is from RefSeq and is a predicted model, not a curated record. The transcript has 11 exons. Bases 75 to 1523 code for a protein of 482 amino acids. Gene Ontology annotation, cellular component: mitochondrion.
CCAGCCGGAGUUAGCCUGGCAAGGCUUCCUCCCCGUCUAGUUACUCUCACCUUAACUGCGGGCUGGUUAGGGCCAUGCUCCUUCGGGUGGCAACCCAGAGACUUUCUCCCUGGAGGGGCUACUGCUCCAGGGGGUCGCAGGGUGUACUCAGCCAGGACUUUGUGGAGGCUCUGAAGGCAGUUGUAGGGAGCCCCCAUGUGUCCACUGCUUCUGCGGUCAGACAGCAUCAUGGGCAUGAUGAAUCAAUGCACAGGUGUCGACCUCCUGAUGCUGUGGUGUGGCCUCAGAAUGUGGACCAGGUCAGCCGACUGGCAAGCCUGUGCUACAAUCAAGGUGUUCCCAUCAUCCCAUUUGGCACAGGCACCGGUGUUGAGGGGGGAGUGUGUGCUGUGCAGGGUGGAGUGUGCAUCAACCUGACUCACAUGGACCAGAUCAUGGAGCUGAACACAGAAGACUUCUCAGUGGUUGUGGAGCCUGGCGUCACCCGUAAAGCUCUCAAUACCCACCUGCGUAACAGCGGCCUUUGGUUUCCAGUUGACCCAGGUGCAGAUGCUUCUCUGUGUGGCAUGGCAGCCACUGGGGCCUCGGGCACCAAUGCUGUGCGCUAUGGAACCAUGCGUGACAAUGUGAUCAACCUGGAGGUGGUGCUGCCUGACGGCAGGCUGCUUCACACCGCAGGCCGGGGCCGCCAUUAUAGGAAGAGUGCAGCUGGCUACAAUCUCACAGGACUCUUUGUGGGCUCUGAGGGGACUCUGGGCAUCAUUACAUCUGCCACCCUGCGCCUGCACCCUGCACCCGAAGCCACAGUGGCUGCCACCUGUGCGUUCCCCAGCGUUCAAGCUGCUGUGGAUAGCACAGUUCAGAUCCUCCAGGCUGCAGUGCCUGUGGCCCGCAUCGAGUUCCUGGAUGAUGUCAUGAUGGAUGCCUGCAACAGACACAGCAAACUUAACUGCCCUGUGGCCCCCACACUUUUCCUGGAGUUCCACGGUUCCCAGCAGGCACUGGCAGAACAGUUGCAGCGCACAGAGGCAAUCACUCAGGAUAAUGGCGGCUCUCACUUCUCCUGGGCCAAGGAGGCCGAAAAGCGCAAUGAACUUUGGGCUGCACGGCACAAUGCUUGGUAUGCAGCUUUGGCCCUGCGUCCAGGAAGUAAGGCCUAUUCCACGGACGUGUGUGUGCCCAUCUCCCGGUUGCCAGAGAUCUUGGUAGAGACCAAGGAGGAGCUUAAGGCCUCAAAACUCACAGGCGUCAUUGUUGGGCAUGUGGGUGAUGGCAACUUUCACUGCAUCCUGUUGGUCAACCCAGAUGACGUGGAGGAGCAGAGGAGGGUCAAGGCCUUUGCAGAAAAUCUGGGCAGGCGUGCCCUGGCACUCCACGGGACAUGCACCGGAGAACAUGGCAUCGGUCUGGGCAAGAGGCAGCUGCUUCAAGAGGAAGUGGGUCCUGUGGGUGUGGAGACCAUGAGGCAACUCAAAGACACACUGGAUCCCCGAGGUCUCAUGAACCCAGGCAAAGUGCUAUGAGGAGCUUAUAACACUUGGCCCGCAAUCCCCAGAAUGCAAAGCCCCUGUUUUGGACUUUUCCUUCAUGCCAAUGAUCAUGCAAGAAAUAGAACGGCUGAUGCUCUCUCUGCCUGCCCUCUGUAGCUGGGGCUCAAGAUGAAGGGGAGGAAGAUGGGCUCGCUCACAGAAAGCUACUGCCUUUGUUCUUAGAAAAAACCCAGGGUGUUUCCCAGUGGAGUUUCUUCCUGGCUGGCAGAGGGGGUGUGGGUCUAUUCCAAGCUAAGAUCAGAUCCCACUGUGGAGGCCUCUUUGCUGGUGUUCAGCAUACUGUGAUUCACCCUAUAUAUAUAGUGAUAAGAGCACCCCUUUCCUUGCAAAGGGAAGGAGCAUUGCAGUCCACAUUGUUAGGCCUUUUCCUUGUCCGUCCCUGUGUCGUGUCCGGUCCCCCUCCCUUCAUGAAUGUGAACUCCAUUUGCAGCUGCAUCCUUUCCUCCCCGCUAGGUCUCUGACCUUGGGCCAAUGAGCCAUUUGUUUUGGGCUGGCCCACAGACUAAUAGCCUGGGGAGGGGGAUAGAGUUCAAGCUUUGGAAGAAAGCCAGUCCCAGCCCCUCUGCUUUUGACCUGAGGCAGAAAAACCUGCCUGUGGUGGAGGCCACCUGACAGUUUUCCCACCGGGAAACUGAAGCACUUUUCUUCAAGCUGUCGUGGAGGACAUUUGAAAUACAGAUGAGAUAAUCCACUGUGUCCCUCCCCUCUCCAUGGCAUAAUGCAGUCCACCAGUUUUUACUUCCAAAGUCAGGGCCUUGUCCACUUUGGGACCUGGCAGUUUUGAGAUUCCCUGGCCAGAGCUCUUGUCAGGAGGUACUGGGCAGCUGUUCCCCAGAAGUCCACGAGAGGGCGCGCAACACCAGAAACAUAGCAGACACUUCAGGGUCUCUAGACACUUUACCCCUUGUGGGUCCCGGUCAACUGUAGUACCAUCUUCUCUACUCCUAGGUCUUAGGGUUGGAAAAAAUGAAGGAAGCAGGGCAGGGGAAGCAGCAGGCUGUCGCCCCCACCGUGCCACUUUCUCAAUGCAACUUCAGGUCUUAGAUCCCUUCUUGGUAGUGUCUGUCUCAUGAUCCUUUGGCCUUCUUCCAAACUACUUCAGGAUGGAGUAACCCAAACAUCAGCAUUGUACUCUCCAGGGAGAGAUCGCUAGUGAACCCCCCUCACGCCAGACAGAUUGCUCACCCCUCCCUCACCCUCCCAAGUCGAAUUCCACUGGGCAGGGCUCCUACACACACCCUCCAAUAACUGGCAACUCAAUAGACAGCCAUUUCCCCACAAUUUCUUUUAUUAAAGAAAACCCCAAACAUACAGAAAAGUUGAAAGAA